This is a messenger RNA of Momordica charantia (bitter melon), 1027 nucleotides long. RefSeq names its product ras-related protein RABD2c. The record is from RefSeq and is a predicted model, not a curated record. Gene Ontology annotation, molecular function: GTPase activity; GTP binding. NCBI's taxonomy places the organism in Eukaryota, Viridiplantae, Streptophyta, Magnoliopsida, Cucurbitales, Cucurbitaceae.
UUCAUUUCCUCGACUUCUCCUUCUCUCUCUCUCUUUCUCUCUUCUCUCUCUCUCCUCUGCUCCGGCGAACGAUCUGCUUCCGGUCAAGCUUUCGCCGGCAGGUGCUCUCCUCGUACCGAUCUCUCCUGAUAUAAUUGAGGCCGGCAUCUAACUCGCCAUGAAUCCGGAAUAUGACUAUUUGUUUAAGCUUUUGCUUAUCGGAGAUUCAGGCGUUGGAAAAUCAUGUCUUCUACUGAGGUUUGCUGAUGAUUCAUAUCUGGAUAGCUACAUUAGCACCAUUGGAGUCGACUUUAAAAUCCGUACUGUGGAACAGGAUGGAAAGACCAUUAAACUUCAAAUUUGGGAUACUGCCGGUCAAGAACGCUUUAGAACAAUUACUAGCAGCUACUACCGUGGAGCUCAUGGCAUAAUUGUUGUGUAUGAUGUUACGGACCAGGAUAGCUUCAAUAAUGUUAAGCAAUGGUUGAAUGAAAUAGAUAGAUAUGCAAGCGAAAACGUGAACAAGCUUUUGGUUGGUAAUAAAUGUGACCUCACUGCAAAUAAGGUCGUUUCUUAUGAGACAGCUAAGGCUUUUGCGGAUGAAAUUGGGAUUCCUUUCAUGGAAACUAGUGCUAAAAGCGCUACUAAUGUGGAAGAGGCUUUCAUGGCCAUGGCUGCUGAAAUAAAGAACAGGAUGGCGACACAGCCGAUGAACAACGCGAGGCCACCGACAGUGAAUAUUCGAGGACAACCUGUGAAUCAGAAAGCUGGUUGCUGCUCUUCCUAAAGAUGGCAUGGCCUUGUUGAAUGCUUGGACUGAUUGGUAAUCUUAAUGUUUGGACCGUGACAUGUAAAACUAGUCUCUCUAUGCUUUUGGUAUGAAAAGAUUCGUCCGUCGUGAUUUGUCUUUUUUUUUUUUCUUUUCUCGUCUUUUGUCAGCACUUCCUUAACACUUCCAUUCUUUCCAAUAUAUUUGUUUCUGGAUCAACAUUCAGCUGUAAAAUUUAGAUAUCAAUGAACAGUAGUAUUUGCUUCAUUUCCUUUAUCA